AUGGCUACAGCUUAUGCGGCUUUAGUUUCUCUCACUCAUACUAUUGACCAUAUCCUCAAUCCAUCCCCUCAUCAUCAGUUCAAUUGCGACCGAGAUCAGAUUAAUUGUUUGCGACAAAAGGCCGAUUUCUUGAUUGAUAAUUUUCUCGAAAAUCGUUCGAGUAUUGCAGGAGAUCACAAAGAGAUUGAAGAUUUGGAGACGAGAAUGAGGGUUGCAGCUGAAGGAGCAGAAUAUAUCAUUGAAGACAGUGUGAUGAACCACAUUCUUGGUCGAUGUGCAGUCGAAAGAGUAGAAACCUCAACGUCCAAUAAUAUCUUGUCUGAAUGUGUACUAACAGCAAUACAAGAGUUCCAUUCUAUCGAGGAAGAGCUCGUGAAAAUGAAGAAAUAUGUGCAUGCUAAAAUCUCCAUAACAACGGAAGCUACUUCGUCAUCAAGGCCUCUUCCCGUUAGCGAAACUAUCAUGGUGGGAUUCGACGGCCACGUGAACGAAAUUAUGGGUGCUCUCUUUUCAAAUGAAUCUAAUCUUCAAAUCAUCUCUAUUGUUGGAAUGGGAGGCAUAGGUAAGACUACUCUUACCACUCAUGUUUAUAACAAACCUUUUAUCGUGCAACACUUUCAUGUUCGUGCUUGGUUUACGGUCUCCCAAGAAUAUACCGAAAAGGAGAUUCUUCUAGGCCUUUUGCAUCAGAUUGAUAAUACUAAUCAAGAUGAUGCCCAUGAGAUUAGCGAUGGUAAACUAGGAGAUAAACUGUACAAAACUCUACUUGGGAGGAAGUAUUUAAUAGUAAUGGAUGAUGUGUGGGAUAUCAAGGCUUGGGAUAUGUUUAAAAGAUUCCUUCCAGAUAACAAUAAUGGAAGUCGAAUCUUGGUAACUACUAGGCUAUUGAGAUUGGCUGUGGAUAUUGGGUCUUGUAUCCCUUAUCAACUAAAUUUGUUAGAUGAAAAACAAAGUUGGGAUCUGCUCCGUCGAAAGAUAUUUGCAGACGGGCGUUCCCCCGUUGAAUUGGAGGGAACUGGAAAAAGUAUUGCUACAAAAUGCAGAGGACUUCCAUUAGCCCUUGUUGUGAUUGCUGGGGUUCUUGCAAAGUCAAAAACAGAAAAUUGGAAGUACGUCGAAGAAGAUGUGACUUCGGCAGUAAACAAUGAACAUGACGACUUUUGCAUGAAAAUAUUGUUGUUGAGUUAUAAUCACUUGCCUAUAUAUCUCAAGCCUUGUUUCCUUUACUUUGCCGUGUUUCCAGAAGAUUUUGAUAUCAAAUUGUCUAGGCUGGUCAGGUUGUGGAUUGCUGAAGGAUUUAUUAGAAAACGUGGGCAUAAAAGCUUAGAAAAAAUUGGAGAAGAGUACUUGGAGGAUCUUAUUGAUAGAAAUCUCAUUUUGGUCAGUUGGCGAUCAAUUACUGGACAAGUGACAGACUGCCACAUUCAUGAUGUUUUAAGUGAGCUAUGUAGGAGAGAAGCUCAUAAAGACAAUUUUAUUCUCACCGAAAAUUUGUAUAACCACCUCGAUAUUUUAUCAGACACGAAGAUCAGCCCUGGACGCUUAAGCAUUAAUGGUGGAAAAUGA
Molecule: messenger RNA, 1566 nt
Organism: Erythranthe guttata (spotted monkey flower)
Lineage: Eukaryota; Viridiplantae; Streptophyta; Magnoliopsida; Lamiales; Phrymaceae
Product: putative late blight resistance protein homolog R1B-14
Biological process (GO): defense response to other organism
Molecular function (GO): ADP binding
Source: RefSeq, a predicted model, not a curated record